AUGGCUUUCGCCAGCCUCCUGGAGCACGUGGGGGGCAUGGGACGCUUCCAGGUGGUCUCGGUUCUCCUCUUGGCUUUGCCCGUCCUCAUGAUGGCCAGUCACAACCUUCUGCAGAACUUCACGGCCGCCAUCAGUGAUCAUCACUGCCGGCUUCGGUGGGAGGCCAACGCCACCGGCCUCGACCCCCAGGACCUGCUGAGGGUCUCGGUUCCCCACGGGGAGCGGUGCCGGCGUUUUGUGACACCGCAGUGGUGGCUCUUGGAGGCCAACGGCUCGGCUCCCAACAGCAGUUGGCCGGAGACAGAGCCCUGCCGCGACGGUUGGACCUACGACCGCAGCGUCUUCACCAGCACCAUCAUCACUGAGUGGGACCUGGUGUGCAGCGCCCGGGGGCUGAAGCAGUUGGCCCAGUCGCUCUACAUGGCCGGCAUCUUGGUGGGCGGCAUCAUCUUCGGGGGGCUCUCAGACAGGUUUGGCCGCCGGUCGCUGCUCACCUGGUGCUACCUUCAGAUGGGUGCCAUGGGGACGUGUUCCUCCUUCGCCCCCACCUUCACCGUCUACUGCCUCUUCCGCUUCCUGACGGGCAUGGCCUUCUCCGGCAUCAUCCUCAACAGCGUCUCCCUCUCUUUGGAGUGGAUGCCCACGCGCACCCGGGCGGUGGUGGGGACCUUCAUGGGUUACUGCUACACCACGGGGCAGUUCCUGCUGGCCGGGAUCGCCUACGCCAUCCCCGACUGGCGCUGGCUGCAGCUCACCGUCUCGCUGCCCUUCUUCUGCUUCUUCCUCUACUCCUGGUGGUUCACAGAGUCAGCUCGCUGGCUGGUCAUGGUGGGGAAGUCCCACCAAGCCCUGAAGGAGCUCCAGAAGGUGGCCAGGAUAAAUGGGAAGAAAGAGGAAGGGGACAAGCUUGACAUCGAAGCCUUGAGGUCCUACAUGCAGAACGAGAUGGCUUCAUCAAGGAGUCGCCACACGGUGAUCGACCUGGUCCGGACACCUGUCGUGCGCCGCAUCUCUUGUUGCCUCUGCUUCGUGUGGUUCUCCACCAGCUUCGCCUACUAUGGGCUGGCCAUGGACCUGCAACACUUUGACUUCAACAUCUACGUGAUCCAGCUGGUCUUUGGGGCCGUGGACAUCCCGGCCAAGCUGAUCUCCAUCCUCACCAUCACCUUCGUGGGCCGGCGCUUCACCCAGUGCGUUGCCCUCUUCCUGGCCGGCUUGGCCAUCUUGGCCAACAUCUUGGUGCCACGAGACCUGCGGACGGUCCGGACCGUCCUGGCCGUCUUCGGGAAGGGUUGCUUGGCCGCGUCCUUCAACUGCGUCUUCCUCUACACGGGUGAGCUCUACCCCACCGUUAUCCGGCAGACGGGCUUGGGUUUGGCCAACACCAUGGCCCGUCUGGGCAGCAUCACGGCCCCCUUGGUGAAGAUGGCGGGCGAGGUCUUCCCCGCGUUGCCCUUCAUCAUCUACGGGGCAGCCCCCGUGGUGUCAGGGCUGGCGGCCAUCUUCCUGCCAGAGACACGGAACCUGGCACUGCCCGAGACCGUGGAGGAGGUGGAGGGCAGGUGGGAACGGAGGGACCUGACCUGGGCCCGCCCCACUUCCAUCCCUCGUUCCACCAUGACGUUCGUGGAGCUGCUGACCCUCCUGGGUGGGAUGGGCCGCUUCCAGGUGACCUACGUGGUCGCCCUGGCCAUUCCGCUGCUGAUGCUGGCCAGCCACAACCUGCUGCAGAACUUCACCGCCGGGAUCCCCGAGCACCACUGCCGGCCUCGGCCGGUGGCCAACGUCAGCACCGGGGACGUCCCGCUCCAUGUCUCCGUCCCCUCCGACGGUCACCGGCGUCCCCAGCGCUGUCGCCGUUUCGUGGAACCCCAGUGGCACCUCUUGGAGGUCAACGGCACGGUCAACGCCACGGACCUGGUGUGUGAGUCCAAGAAGUUGAGGCAGGCGGCCCAGUCCAUCUACAUGGCCGGGAUCCUCCUGGGCUCCGGCUUCUUCGGGGUCCUCUCCGACAAGUUCUCCACCAGCUUCGCCUACUACGGGCUGGCCAUGGAUCUGCAGGGCUUCGGGGUGGACAUCUACCUGAGCCAGCUGGUCUUUGGGGCGGUGGACAUCCCGGCAAAGCUGGCCUCGGUGGUGGGGGCCAUCAGCUGCGUGGGGCGGCGGGUGGCCCAGGCGGGCUCCUUGGCGCUCGCCGGCAUCUGCAUCCUCGCCAACAUCGCUGUGCCGACGGAGCUGCAGGCGCUGCGCAUGGCUUUUGCGGUGAUCGGGAAGGGCUCGUUGGCCGCCUCCUUCAACUGUGCCUACAUCUUCACCGGAGAGCUCUUCCCCACCAUCAUCAGGCAGACGGGAAUGGGCCUGGGGGGCACCAUGGCCCGGGUGGGUGGCAUGGUGGCCCCGCUGGUUCGCAUGGCAGCCGACGUGACCCCCAUGCUUCCCCUCGUCAUCUACGGGGCUGCCCCCAUCAUCUCGGCCAUCGCCACCUGCUUCCUGCCCGAGACCCGCAACGUGCCCCUGCCUGAGACCGUCAACGACGUUGAGAGACGGUGA
Molecule: messenger RNA, 2550 nt
Organism: Opisthocomus hoazin
Lineage: Eukaryota; Metazoa; Chordata; Aves; Opisthocomiformes; Opisthocomidae
Source: RefSeq, a predicted model, not a curated record